Caenorhabditis angaria is the source of this 371-nucleotide messenger RNA. NCBI's taxonomy places the organism in Eukaryota, Metazoa, Nematoda, Chromadorea, Rhabditida, Rhabditidae. The record is from the annotation of a GenBank genome assembly.
AUGAAUGUGUUUAUAUGUAUUUGCUACGCGUUUUUCAUUUUACGUAUAAAUGGAGAAGGUAUCAAUAUUUGAUUGGUUACUUGAUUUUAUGAAAAUUAUUGCAGAUGAAGAAAUGGAAUUUCGGAAGAUACUGGAGAUCAUAAAUAAUGGGCAUCAUAUUGAUGAAAAAUUGAAAUAUGGUAAUACUGCUGUUAAUUUUUGAUAAUAAAAUUUAUUUUUCAGGCUGUCCUGAAGUGUUAGAGUACUUUUAUUCUCUACCAAUAGAAGAGCGAGAUGUCGGCGUAAUGGGAAAAGAUUGUAUUCACGAAAUUUCAAAUUCAUUAGAUGCUUUGUUUCGGUACAAUGAUUCCCUCUCGCAGAAAAAUGAUUAG